CGAGCGCGCGGCCGGGAGCGAGGAGGGCGCCCUGGGUGCAAGGGCCAGGCCCGCGGGGAGGACGCGUGCCCUUCGGGACGUCGCGGCCGGGGGUCCCACGCACGGGUGGGCGCCGGGAGCCAGGGCCACUGACCCGGCGCUUGGGGGCCCUUGGGAUCCGGGCAGCGGGAGAAAGAGCCGGAGCCCGGCCGGGAUGACGAGGUGACGCCUCCGGGGGGCGCCACUCGCUUCGUGGGAAGAUGCUCGCCUAUUGCGUGCAGGAGGCCACCGUGGUGGACGUGGAGAAGCGGAGGAACCCCUCCAAGCACUAUGUCUACAUCAUCAACGUCACCUGGUCCGACUCCACCUCCCAGACCAUCUACCGGAGGUACAGCAAGUUCUUUGAUCUGCAGAUGCAGCUUCUGGAUAAGUUCCCCAUUGAAGGAGGCCAGAAGGACCCCAAGCAAAGGAUCAUCCCCUUCCUGCCAGGCAAGAUCCUCUUCCGGAGAAGCCACAUCCGGGAUGUAGCUGUGAAGAGGCUGAAGCCCAUCGACGAGUACUGCCGGGCACUUGUCCGACUACCUCCUCACAUCUCACAAUGUGAUGAAGUCUUUCGGUUCUUUGAGGCCCGACCCGAGGAUGUCAACCCCCCAAAAGAGGACUAUGGCAGUUCCAAGAGGAAAUCAGUGUGGCUUUCCAGCUGGGCUGAGUCUCCCAAGAAGGACGUGACAGGUGCCGACACCAACACCGAGCCCAUGAUCCUGGAGCAGUACGUGGUGGUCUCCAAUUAUAAGAAGCAGGAGAACUCGGAGCUGAGCCUCCAGGCAGGGGAGGUGGUGGAUGUCAUCGAGAAGAACGAAAGUGGCUGGUGGUUUGUGAGCACCUCUGAGGAACAGGGCUGGGUUCCUGCCACCUACUUGGAGGCCCAGAAUGGAACUAGGGAUGACUCGGACCUCAACACCUCCAAGGCUGGGGAAGUGUCCAAGAGACGCAAGGCCUAUCAGCGGCGCCUGGAUCGCCGGUGGACCCUGGGCGGAAUGGUCAACAGGCAGCACAGCCGAGAGGAAAAGUACGUCACCGUGCAGCCCUACACCAGCCAAAGCAAGGACGAGAUUGGUUUUGAGAAGGGCGUCACUGUGGAGGUGAUCCGGAAGAAUCUGGAGGGCUGGUGGUACAUCAGGUACCUGGGCAAAGAGGGCUGGGCGCCAGCAUCCUACCUAAAGAAAGCCAAGGACGACCUGCCGACCCGGAAGAAGAAUCUCACAGGCCCUGUAGAGAUCAUUGGGAACAUCAUGGAGAUCAGCAACCUGUUGAACAAGAAGACAUCUGGGGACAAGGAGACGCAGUCCGCUGAAAGCGAGGCCUCCGAGGCCCCCGUUGCUAAGAAAGAGAUCAGCCUGCCCAUUCUGUGCAACGCCUCCAACGGCAGCGCCUUGGGUGUUCCAGAGAGGACCGUCUCCAAGCUGGCCCAGGGCUCCCCAGCUGUGGCCAGGAUCGCCCCGCAGAGGGCCCAGAUCAACUCCCCAAACUUGAGGACCAGACCUCCACCUCGAAGAGAAUCAAGCCUGGGCUUCCAGCUGCCCAAGCCACCAGAGCCCCCUUCCGUUGAGGUGGAGUACUACACCAUCGCUGAGUUCCAGUCUUGCAUCUCCGACGGGAUAAGUUUCCGGGGAGGACAGAAGGCAGAGGUCAUCGACAAGAACUCGGGUGGCUGGUGGUACGUGCAGAUUGGGGAGAAGGAGGGCUGGGCGCCCGCCUCCUACAUCGAUAAGCGCAAGAAGCCCAACCUGAACCGCCGCACGAGCACGCUGACCCGGCCCAAGGUGCCCCCGCCGGCACCCCCCAGCAAGCCCAAGGAGGCCGAGGAGGCCCCCGCAGCUGCUGGCGACAGCCAGGAGUCCCCGCUGAAGCUCAAAUAUGAGGAGCCUGAAUAUGACACCCCCGCCUUUGGCUUUGACUCAGAGCCAGAGCUGAGCGAAGAGCCUGCAGAGGACAGGGGUGCGGAGGACAGGCGGCCAGCCCAGCCCCGAAGGCCCUCGCCUGCCUCCUCCCUGCAGCGGGCCCGCUUCAAGGUGGGCGAGUCAUCAGAGGACGUGGCUCUGGAAGAGGAGACCAUCUACGAGAAUGAGGGCUUCCAGCCAUACCCAGAGGACACCCUGUCGGCCAGAGGCUCCUCCGGGGACAGUGACUCUCCAGGAGGCUCCUCCUUGUCCCUUGCCAGGAAGAACUCCCCCAAGUCAGCCUCCCUCCUAAAGCUCAAGGCAGAGAAGAACGCCCAGGCAGAACUGGGGAAGAACCGCUCCUCGGCCUCCUUUUCCUCGUCCAUCACCAUCAACACCACCUGCUCCUCCUCCUCUUCCUCCUCUUCCUCCUCCCUGUCCAAGAACAGUGGGGACCUGAAGCCCCGCUCUGCCUCGGACGCAGGCAUCCGUGGCAUUCCCAAGGUUGGGGCCAAGAAAGAUGUGGACACGAAGGCCGGGCUGGCCUCCUGCACGCGGGCCAAGCCGUCUCUCCGACCCAAGCCGGUACUGAGCCGAGCUGAGUCUCAGAGUCCAGAGAAGAUGGACAUCAGCACUUUACGGCGCCAGCUGAGGCCCACAGGCCAGCUCCGUGGGGGCCUGAAGGGCUCCAGGAGUGAGGACUCAGAGCUGCCCCCCCAAGCAGCAUCGGAGGGCCCCAGUGCGGGGUCCAGGAGGGGCUCGGCUGAUGUCAUCACCCUCCCCACUGCCAUUGCCCCAUGUGCCCCCAGGAAGGAGUGGGAAGGGCCGGCUGCCUCCUACGUGACCUGCAGCGCCUACCAGAAGGUCCAGGACUCGGAGAUUAGCUUCCCCGCAGGCGCCGAGGUGCAAGUGCUGGAGAAGCUGGAGAGUGGGUGGUGGUACGUCCGCUUCGGGGAGCUGGAGGGCUGGGCCCCCUCCCACUACCUAGUGCCCGAGCAGCAGGAGCAGCCCGAGCUGGAUGUGGCGAAGGGCAGGCCGGGGGAGGGCAAGUCAGACAGCCUGGAGAAGAUCGAGAGGCGCGUGCAGGUGCUCAACACUGUCAACCAGAGCAAGAGGGCCACACCGCCUGUCCCCUCCAAGCCCCCCGGGGGCUUCGGCAAGCCCUCAGGUGCCGCGGCUGUAAAGAUGAGGAAUGGCGUGCGGCAGGUGGCAGUCAGGCCCCAGUCCGUGUUUGUGUCCCCACCGCUCAAAGACAACAACUUGUCCUGCGCCCUGCGGAGAAACGAGUCACUCACUGCCACGGACGGCCUUCGCAGCGUCCGCCGCAAUUCUUCCUUCAGUGCUGCGCGCUCGGCCACCACCGAGGCCAAGGGCUGCCUGGCAGAGCGUGCUGCCAGCCAGGGCUCAGACUCACCCCUGCUGCCCGCCCAGCGCAACUGCGUCCCUGUGUCCCCUGUGCGCCCCAAACCCAUCGAGAAAUCCCAGUUCAUCCACAAUAACCUCAAAGACAUGUAUGUCUCUAUUGCGGACUAUGAAGGGGAUGAGGAGACAGCAGGCUUCCAGGAGGGGGUGUCCAUGGAGGUGCUGGAGAGGAACCCCAAUGGCUGGUGGUACUGCCAGAUCCUGGAUGAGGUGAAACCCUUCAAAGGCUGGGUGCCCUCCAACUACCUUGAAAAGAAAAACUAGCGGAGGCCACAGGAUCCCCCCACCCGACCCCAGCCACUGUGUGGCUCUGUAGCUACUGCUGGGUAAGCAGUGACUUGUAGACUUGAGGGGAAGGACAGUGUGAAACCUUGCAGAAAGUGGGACCUCCCUUGCCACUCCCCAACUAGAAGGGAGGGGGUGAGCAGGAAAGGGGGGGCACCGGGGCUAGGACCCGUGCGUGCACUGUGGCAACCCUGCUGGUGGACCGCACCACUGGGGACAGGCCAUUCAAGAAACCCCAGUUGUGCCUUUGCCAAAAAUCUGGAAAAGAUGUGGUUGGUGGGGCCUCCAGGCUCCUGCCCUGCUUGGCUCUUCUGGGGCAGAGCCCUUACCCUGGAGGGAACCCUUGUAUUGCCCUCAUAUGUCUUUGUGAAUUGCUCAAGGUUACCUGGGAUGGCCACUGCCCUCGGAGGGGAGCUGAGUGUGUGUGUGUAUGCUGACACUGCUGGCCCUGGGGCUUGGCGGGCUUGUGAGCCCCUGGGCCAGACCACUGUCGGUGUUCUAGAGUAGAGGAAAAGGUGGCUCCAAAGCGCCCUGAAGGGCCACCCUUUUUAGAUGUGCCUGUUCUGCCCUUCUCCGGGCAGGAAGGAGACGUUCCCGGCAGGCAUGGUCACCUGCAGAGUGUUAGGUAUUUCUCAGCAGGUGUUUCCAGAGGGUUAUUGAUUCGGGGGUUGUAUGUCAGGCCUUCGGUUUCGGUCUUACUUUUGGGUUGUUUGGGAGUCCGGGGAUGCCAGCCUCACUUGGGCCAGGCAGGUUGUGGGUGGGCUUCUCUUGUGCCCUGUGGGAGGGGUUUGCUUAGAUUCUGGUUCACGUGUUUCCCCUACCAGAUGCCAAAGUCGUUUCAUUUGGUUUCCACUGUGUGGACGGUGCUCGGGUGGGGCACCCACCAGAGGGAUCGGGCUGGGUAGGUGCCAGUCCCAUACUCAGCGACAGGAACCUUCUUCCUGCCCAGUUUCUGAGGGCUGGAGGAGUAAUGUCUCUCCGCAGAAGGGAGGACCACCAUUCAGAGCCAGACAUCAGAGGGGAGGCAGCUGCGGGCUGUGGUGGCCGCCAUUCGUGUGUGUUCCCCCACUGCGCGGAGCCAAAAGCCUUAUAUAGGACCUGUGGAGAAGUGGCCAUGGCCCCUGGCCCAGGCCCCACCUGGGCCCUGGGGCGGACCAGAAUGGACACCACCAGCUGUCCCGUUUGGCCUGCUGGCAACGCCAGAGAAGAUGGAGGACCCUUGUGCCAGAUGCCAGCGUGGUCUUCCCGUGAGGCAGCGCCCCAGUGAAGAGGGAAGCAGAGGAUGGUGUCCCCUGCAGGUCGCCUGUCAGCUCCAGGCUGUUUCCAAUGGUUGACAUUUCAGAGGGGACCCUCCAACAAGAAACCAGUGGCUUCCUGAGGACUCCCCACUGCUGGGAGUGGAUUUCCGCAUGUGCCUUUGUUUGGGACAGAUCAGGCCUCAGAGCAGCUGCCGGGGCUGCCCCAUCGAUUGAUCAACCAGUCAAUCAACCCAUCAAAUGAUCGACCAGCUGGGUGGGGCUGUGUACCCCUCCCAGGCAGAUCGGUGUCUCAGAUGCCCCAAUACCAGAGACCUUGCCCGGCACACUGCUCACGUUUGUUGUCAAAGGGCCAUGGUGAGGUGGUUUGUUUCCUUUUGUUUUGCUCGUGAGUUUAAAACUGAAAUUAGUUAUAUAUAUAUAUAUUUUCUGCUGGACAGUAUUAAAUAGAGCAGGAUGUUGAGUUAAUCUGCUAGAUUGCAGUACUAAUGGUAGUGGUUUAGUGUCUUCAUUUUAAUAUUAUUUGUACUUAUUUGAACAAUAAUGAUAAAGAAGUGGUUCAUUAUUUUUAAUUAAUGCACUUUAAGAUGGAAUGAAAAGCCCAGAGAGCAAAGUGCAUUACUUAAAGAUGCAGUAUAUACUUUCUCAUUUUUAAACAGCACAUAUUUAUUAAAAGAAAAAAGUAAUUUAUGAUUAUUUAAAAUAAAAUGUAAAAGCAGAGACUGUCGGGUUAGAGGCCCUUCCACAGAUCUGCCUUCCCGGGGGCGCCCCAGCUCCCCUCCUCAGCUGCCUGCACGAGCCGACCGGAGCCUCCAGGGCCCGCCCGCCCACCGGCAGGCUCUCCUCAGCCCCCUGAGUGUCUCUCAGAGCCCCUCUCCCAGGUUCCCAGUGCCCUGAAACUGCAGUCACUGACUGAAAAGCCUGCCCCGAAGGCACCAGGAGGUCCCCGUGUUGUCCCUUUCUGUGACUGCAGCCCCAGGCCCGGACAUGACUUCCCCGGAGUCCCGCGGCUGGUUCACCGCACACUUCCCGCCGCGUUAAUCCUGAGCUCCUCUCCCCACGCCCUGCCCCCAGUUUACCGUGUGCUCAUCAUGUUUACAUUGUGCCGUCCAGCCCAGGUCGGCUGGGAGCUGCUCAGGCAUCCAGGACAAGUGGAAACUGCUGCCACCUGGUGACAUCACACAGAUCGGGGCAGUGAACGGGGACCCACAGGCCUGUCCCUGCACUGCCCCCUCAUACGCCCCGCUCACAGCAGAGCACACACCUGCAGACCUAAAGUUUUAAUACUUGAAGCAAAAAGGUGCACGCCAAUCCUUCUAAGACUCGGCCACGGGUGCCGCGUGCCCUGGACUCCUAGCCAGAGGCAGGGCGAGAGCGCCCUUCCCUAGAGCUACUGAGCUACUCUGUGACUUCCCAGGGGGCUGCCGGCAGCGGCAGAGGAGGGCGAGGCCUGGGCUCUGACCCAUCUGGAGGAAAACCAGAUCAGACUUAAAGAAAAAAAGAAUGAAAUCUCAGCAGUGUCCAAACCUAGCUUUCCAUUGGUUGCGAUUGAAAAUGUGAAAUGACGUGUAUUGCUGUAUACUGCAACUUUAAUCAUAAUGAGCCCUUCUGAGGUCAUUAUUGCGGUUUAUAUAAUGCCCGAAGAUGCAUCAUGUGGUGCUUUGUUCUUCCUUCAGCCUCAAGACCUUUUUCUUUGAUGACAAGGGAAAAAAAGACCUUCCUCUCUCUCCCACUGUGCCCCUGUGUCACAGCAAGCCCAGGGCGCAGCGAGGAAGAGCAGGAAGGGGCACCCCGAGCGGCAGAUGUGCUGUUGGUGCUGCAGGUUCCCACCCAGGGGCUGGGGCCAGGUCUCAGCCUGUCCACCCCAACCUGGCCCCCGAUUUCUCUUUCUUCCUCAAGUUUCCAUCCUGACGAAGGCAUUAUAUAGAAUCAUUGUAAUCACUUUCAGAUGUUAGAGCAGCGUAUUUUACUGGCAUUUAUAGCCAUCGCUUUCCUCAGUAAAGCAUGUUACUACUUUCAUCCUCUAAGGAAAAGGGACGAGGGAUUUUGGCCAGGCAUUAUUUUCAUAUUACUAGUACUUGCAGAAUAGAUGUAGACCUAUUUAAGUUUAGACCUUGGUUUGGUAGUUUCUUUUGUUUUCAAGGGGCAAAAAAAUGAUAAAAUUAUCCCUAUUUUUCCUGAAGUUUUUUUUUUUUUUUUUGUAUUUAACUAAUAUAUUAUUUCCUUAAGGUUACUCACUUCCCCAGCCCCCUCCAAAUAUUUUACAUUCUCAAUCGAAAAUGAAAACAAUCUGAGAGCAGAAAAAGUGCAAUAUUCCAAGAGGGGCGUUAGGGCCGAUGGGCUGUGGUGGUGGGAGACCCCGGGCCCGUCUGCCGAGUGGAGGCAGGAUCCGAACUGUGGAACAGACCUCGCCACCUGUGGGGUUUGCUGUGCCGGCGUCCUCUGCCCUCUCCGCCUUCCCCGGCAAGAUGGCGGGGCUCCCAAGCGGAGGACAAGCCCUUUCGUUUUUGGUGUUGUCUACGCAGAAGAAAGGGGUUCAGGAAAGUGGCACAGGGCUCCUGACUCGGCCCAGUCCACAGAGUAGCGUGAGGACAUUCAAGAACCUGUCCUUGUUUUCAUUCCCAUUGUCCUGUGGCCCCCUGCUCUGAGAUUUGAGAAGCUCUCAGCAGCCUGUCGCCCCAAGCUCCUGAUGUUUGCACUCUGACCCUUUGAACGUAUGUUUGAAUCUUUCUAAAACUGUGGAACAUCAGUUCAGUUUAUGGGCCAGAGCCCUGGAUAUAACCAAACCCAUUUGGAGGGCGAGGGUGCCCUAAGCCCUGUACACCUGGGUACACACCAGGGAGGUCCAAAUCCCUCAGACCUGGGGCUGAGCCUAAGCUGUUCAUCUCUGUGAGCUCUGCUGAGGAGCGAGUCCUGCCCUCCUGCACCCCCAACCCCACCCCGCCCAUAGUCUGCGAGAGUUCUCCAAGGAGAUGCCAAGGGAUCUGUUUUCAUCUCUGCACAUAAGGACCCCCACAGCAGGUACCAAGCUGGCUUCCUCUUGCUCUGUGCUGGUGGAGGAAGCCACAGGAUGGGAAGUCUGUGGUCCAGGUACCAGAACCCUGCCCCUGUGGGCAGCAGGUGUGUCCUUGCUAGCUUGUCCUCUCCACCUCAGUACUGUGUGCUCACUGCCCCAACCCUGUGUUGAUUUUCAGCAUAGAGACGGAUUUUUGUGCCCAGGUGGGACUGGGCCCAUGUAGGUGGCUUCCUGUCCUUGAGGGAGUAAUCCACAAAUCCAGUCUGAGAAUCUCCAUGCAAAGCUGUCUGGAAAGAGAACUGUCCACAUCACCGAAGAAUUAAGAUUCCCUCACUUUUCUGAGGGCUGUAUGUUAAGUGUCUGUGUGUGUGUAUGUGUGAGUGUGUGUGAGAGAGAGAGUGAGUGCUGGUAAUUUCCCACUUAAACUAAAUAAUGGGGUUACAGGAAAAAAUACUGGGCAGGCUGUCUCCAUUGAACAAGUCCUUGGCAUUGGGCAGGACCCAAGGGACUCACAGCUUCCUGCAGAAAGUGUGUGUGUGUGUCAUCCAUACACACAGCUCUGGCUGGAGAGUGCAAUGUGUCUUUUUAUGAUUAUUAAUUAUUUUUUUAUUUAGUUCAUUGGAAACUUCACACUGGCAUUAACAGAUCUAGCAGAAGCAGCCUAAGCUGUCGUCCUGGGCUCCAAAUAAAGAUAUGGUAGGGAGACUGCUGCUGGACAAGGAAGUG
Molecule: messenger RNA, 8624 nt
Organism: Octodon degus (degu)
Lineage: Eukaryota; Metazoa; Chordata; Mammalia; Rodentia; Octodontidae
Gene: Sh3pxd2a
Product: SH3 and PX domains 2A
Exons: 15
Coding region: 240-3605 (1121 amino acids)
Biological process (GO): superoxide anion generation
Molecular function (GO): phosphatidylinositol binding; protein binding; superoxide-generating NADPH oxidase activator activity
Source: RefSeq, a predicted model, not a curated record